ACUAAAUCCAUUGCUAUUUUGAACUUGUUUGGCUACUGAGAAAAUGGGGAGUGGAAUCUCAAUUUCUAGCCGUUUAGCUUUUGAGCUGCAUUGAUAUUGAUUCACUUCAUUGUUUCUAUUGCUUUGUUCCAUUUCUGCAUCUUGAGCAAGCUUUGUCGAAGUAAAUUGGUUAAUACUCUCUCUUUGUUGAAGUAACUUGUUUGGCUACUGAGAAAACGGGAAGAGAAAUUUUGAGUACUACUCACUUUUCAUUUCUGCAUCUUGAGAAAGCUCUGCUGAAGUUUAGAAUACAACAUUGCUACUCUCUGUUUCAACUCUAUUUUCUCUCCAUGUCUGUUUCUGAACUUGUUUGGCUACUGGGAAAAUGUGGAAUGCAACCAGCAAUUCGAGUAAAGAAAGCUGUUAAAUCAUCACCAUAGUGUGCUUCUUUCUUGAAAAGCCUCAAUUCUCGGCCGAGAAAAUGAGCCAGAAAAGGGAGCUCGAGCUCAAGCUCGGCGUCUUUGUUUUGUCUGCAGUCUUCUGGUUUGCAGCGACCUUUUCUCUGGUAAUGUCGGAGACAAUUGAAGACAAGGAAGCUCUGCUUAGUUUUCUCAGCAAAAUGGCUCAUCAUUCACACUCGCUCAAUUGGAAGAAGAGCACUUCUUUAUGCAGAGAAUGGAUGGGAGUUCAUUGCAACAGUGAUGAAUCCCGAGUCGUAGCUCUGCAAUUGCCCGAAGUUGGAUUACACGGUCCUGUCCCAAUCGACACUCUUAGUCGACUAUCGGCACUUGAAACUCUAAGCCUUGAAUCAAACUACAUAUCAGGGCCUUUCCCUUCCGACUUCCAAAAGCUGCGGAAUCUCAACUCACUCAACUUGCAAAGCAACAAGUUUUCUGGUCCAUUGCCAUCAGAUUUCUCAAUAUGGAAGAAUCUUCACAUCAUUGACUUUUCAAACAAUGCCUUCAAUGGGAGCAUCCCUCCGAUUUCAAACACGACGCGUCUCACGGCUUUAAAUCUUGCCAAUAACUCACUCUCUGGCAAGAUUCCAGACCUCAACCUUCCCAGUUUGCGAAAGUUGGAUCUUUCAAACAACAAUCUCACAGGACCGGUCCCUCAGUCCCUUCAACGAUUUCCAAGUCGAGCAUUCUCUGGUAACAACCUUACGCCUGAAGAUGCCGUUCCUCCAGCUCGUCCUGGACCGUCACCCAAAGCUCAACCAUCAAAAAGAGGCACAACAACACUUGGUGAAGCAGCAAUAUUAGGCAUCAUAAUUGGAGGUUCUGCAAUGGGGUUAGUUCUAGCAGCCAUUCUAAUGAUAAUCUGCUGCUCAAACAGAGGAAUAAAAAGCAAAGCCUCAUCCAAACUGAACAAGAAAGAACAGUCUGUGAAGAAAAGGGUGUCUGAGACACAAAGCAACAGCAACAAUCUCAAGUUUUUUCAGAGUUACAGUCUCGCAUUUGACUUGGAGGACUUGCUGAGGGCGUCUUCGGAGGUGCUCGGGAAGGGGACGUCCGGGACAACUUAUAAGGCGACACUGGAAGACGGUAACGCCGUGGUGGUGAAGAGGUUGAAGGAAGUGAGUGCUUCAAAGAGGGAAUUUGAGCAGCAAAUGGAGGUGCUGGGGAGAAUUGAACAUGAAAAUGUGUGUGCCUUGAGGGCUUAUUAUUAUUCAAAGGAUGAGAAGCUUAUGGUGUUUGAUUUCUACCAACAUGGAAGUGUUUCUGCAAUGUUGCAUGGUGGGAGAGAGAAAGGUGAGUCACUACUGGACUGGGAAACUCGACUCCGAAUCGCCAUUGGCGCAGCCAGAGGAAUCGCUCACAUCCACUCAGACAACUGCGGCAAACUCGUCCAUGGCAACAUCAAGGCUUCCAAUAUCUUCCUCAACUCCGACGGCUACGGCUGCGUCUCCGACGCCGGCGUCGCCGCCCUGAUGAACCUCAUGGCCCCUCCGGCGACGAGAGCGGCCGGAUACCGCGCUCCCGAAGUCAAAGACUCGCGCAAAGCAUCUCACGCCUCCGAUACCUACAGCUUCGGCGUCGUGCUUCUCGAGCUCCUCACCGGAAAGUUUCCGCUCCACACGAAGGGCGGCGACCAGAUCAUCCACCUGGUGCGGUGGGUGAACGCGGUGGUCCGAGAGGAGUGGACGGCGGAGGUGUUCGAUGUGGAGCUUUUGAGGUUUCCGAACAUAGAGGAGGAGAUGGUGGAGACGCUGCAAUUAGGGCUCGCUUGCGUCGGGAGAGUUCCGGAGGAUCGGCCGACAAUGGCGGAGGUUGCGGCUCGUCUGGAGGGAAUUCGCCGGGUCAGCGGCGGAGGAAGCCAACCGGAGCCGCCGCCGCCAUUGCCAUCGGAAGGUGGAGCAGAAGAUUCGAUCCAUAUUCAGGUGAAUGUGGCUGAGGGUGAAGGUUGAUAGGAUUCUUUUGAUUCAGGUUUGUUGAAAGAUCUUUGAAACUAAGAAUUUUGAUGAUCUUCAUCCGAAUUCAAGCGAUGAAUUAGGCUAGUUUUAGUUCAAAUUGGCCCAUUUGGAGUAGGUUUUUGCUCAUGAUUUUUGUAAAAUUAGUGUGUUGUUUGAAAUAGAAAUUUUGUUGAAUAAA
Momordica charantia (bitter melon) is the source of this 2570-nucleotide messenger RNA. Its product is annotated as putative inactive receptor kinase At4g23740. The record is from RefSeq and is a predicted model, not a curated record. Lineage: Eukaryota; Viridiplantae; Streptophyta; Magnoliopsida; Cucurbitales; Cucurbitaceae. Gene Ontology annotation, molecular function: protein kinase activity; ATP binding; protein binding. Gene Ontology annotation, biological process: protein phosphorylation.